CAUUAACGCCACCAGGCGCCAACGACCCCUUUCGUAUAGAGUCGUCCUGCCCUUUGGGUCCCUCGACGAGUCCGUCAAAACCAUUUUAAAUUAGAAAACAAGAAAUCUAAAACCUUCCAACUCUCCCCCCACCCCUUGCCAUUCCAGUCUAACCUUCCUUCUCUUGCUCUGCGUCUCUCUGCCCCAUCCCUUGAAACCCUAACCCAAAAUUACUUUCUUUCGGUUCAUUCGUCAAUCAUGGAAGCUUCAACUGCUCUCUCACGCAUCGGCCUUGCAGGCCUAGCUGUGAUGGGCCAAAACCUUGCCCUCAACAUCGCUGAGAAAGGCUUCCCCAUCUCUGUCUACAACCGAACCACCUCCAAAGUCGACGAAACCCUGGAGAGAGCCAAGGAAGAAGGUAACCUCCCCCUCACUGGUCACUACUCGCCUCGUGACUUCGUCCUCUCACUUCAACGCCCCCGGUCGGUCAUUAUCCUCGUCAAGGCCGGAUCCCCUGUCGAUCAGACCAUCGGAGCUCUCUCCCAAUUCAUGGAUCCCGGCGACUGCAUCAUUGACGGUGGCAACGAGUGGUACGAGAAUACUGAGCGCCGAAUGCGCGAAGUCGCCGAUAAAGGUAUUCUCUAUCUGGGUAUGGGCGUUUCGGGCGGCGAAGAGGGCGCCCGUCAUGGUCCUUCCCUCAUGCCCGGAGGUUCAUACCAAGCCUACUCCAACAUCGAGGACAUCGUUAAGAAGGUCGCCGCACAGGUUGAAGAUGGCCACUGUGUGACGUACAUAGGUGAAGGUGGAUCCGGGAAUUUCGUCAAGAUGGUUCAUAAUGGUAUCGAGUACGGUGAUAUGCAGCUGAUAUCAGAAGCGUAUGAUGUUUUGAAAGUUGUCGGCGGGUUGUCCAAUGCUGAAUUGGCGAAUAUUUUUUCUGACUGGAACAAGGGGGAGCUCGAGAGUUUCUUGAUUGAGAUAACCGCCGAUAUAUUCAAGGUCAAGGACGAAUGCGGAGAAGGUCAGUUGGUGGAUAAGAUUUUGGAUAAAACGGGGAUGAAGGGAACUGGGAAAUGGACGGUUCAGCAGGCAGCAGAGUUGAUGGUUGCUGCGCCCACAAUCGCUGCCUCAUUGGACUGCAGAUACUUGAGUGGGUUGAAGGAAGAGAGAGAAGCUGCCUCCGAGGUUUUGAAGGAGGCUGGCAUGCGGGAGGAUGCAGGAACAGUGAGGAAUGGAAUCGAUAAGAAGAGGUUGAUUGAUGAUGUGAGGCAGGCAUUGUAUGCUUCGAAGAUUUGUAGCUAUGCACAAGGGAUGAAUUUGUUGAGAGCAAAGAGUGUCGAGAAGGGCUGGAAUCUGAACUUGGGUGAAUUAGCAAGGAUUUGGAAAGGUGGGUGCAUUAUAAGGGCUGUGUUCUUGGACAGGAUCAAGAAAGCAUACCAGCGAAAUCCUCAUUUGGCAAAUUUGCUCGUUGAUCCUGAGUUUGCGAGAGAGAUAGUGCAGAGGCAGGCAGCUUGGAGGAGGGUUGUAGGUUUGGCAAUUGCAGCAGGGAUUAGCACUCCAGGGAUGUCUGCCAGUCUUUCCUACUUUGACACAUACAGGCGGGCAAGGCUGCCUGCGAACCUUGUCCAGGCACAAAGGGACUUGUUUGGGGCUCAUACUUAUGAACGUAUUGAUCGUCCAGGAUCAUACCAUACCGAGUGGACAAAACUUUCCAGACAAAAUACGGCUAGCAUCGGUGCUUUUAACUGAGCUCUGCUCUUGCAUGUUCACUAGAUUAUGAGUUUGGAAUUGAGUUGAUGUUGUUUCUAUAGGAAUCAUCAGGGUAGGCAUGUCUCACCAUAGUUUCUUUGCUUGGGCUUCUCAAUUAUUGUUUUGCCUUGCAGUAUCUGAUGUUAAUAAUUGGUGCAUCUACCUUCUGAGCAUUAGCAGUUAGAAUAUGUUAAUGAGAAAUUGAAAGCAUGAAUUUUCUCUCAGCAGUAGAGAAAUUUGUUAGAUGUUGCUACUAGUCCUUUUCUUCCUUGCUCUUACAAUUCUGAUAGAUAUGUCAAUUUGUUCCCAUUUUCCCUCAGACAUUCUUUUCCCAUUUUGACCGUGAUGGGUGAUCUUUUUGGUUCAAAUCAUGGUUGUUGAUUAAUCAAAUUUGUAGUUCAAAGGGAGUCUAUAGUGAAGGAAGAAUGUUUCUUCUA
Messenger RNA from Nelumbo nucifera (sacred lotus), 2162 nucleotides. Its product is annotated as 6-phosphogluconate dehydrogenase, decarboxylating 1, chloroplastic. Gene Ontology annotation, molecular function: phosphogluconate dehydrogenase (decarboxylating) activity; NADP binding. The record is from RefSeq and is a predicted model, not a curated record. Gene Ontology annotation, biological process: pentose-phosphate shunt. NCBI's taxonomy places the organism in Eukaryota, Viridiplantae, Streptophyta, Magnoliopsida, Proteales, Nelumbonaceae.